AUGCCAAGGACACUCCCAUGGCUCCUUGAGCCGAAGCCUAAAGGCAGAGUGAAAGGCGAGUCGACGCCGCGCAAGCGCGUCAAGCGAGAGUCUGCUCCUGACAUCGACGCGACUCCAAAGAAGGAACCAGCUUCACCUGAGAGCAAAGACUUCCUCCGUUCUUGUAUGAUUAUUCCCCCUUUAAAUCCAUUCCUAUUCUUCCGAAGAUGGGCUGCGCUAACGGGAACUACGCUUUCAGCCCAAACUCCCCCAACAUCCCCGCACGACCAUGUCCUCCCGAAGAGACUUGACAAAGAUGACGGAUGGAUCAUGGUCGAAGACGAAUUCUACACAGUGGCGCAAUCUUUCACACAGCACUUGCACCAUGCAGAAUAUGUACGCCGAAAGAAGGAGGCAAAAGCGCAGACCGCGACAGCAAUAGCGGCAAUAGAAAGGCCGACAGAUGGCAGGACACCGGUUCCAAAGGAACUCCAGCGGAAGAAAGACGCCGAGGCCCUUAGGGAGCGGCAGAAGACCGGGCUUGAGCAAAUUGGAGUCCCAGGCGUUCGUACAGACGAGGCGCAGGAUGAAGAGGAAGACGAUGAUGCCUGGGCUGGUACACAUCUACACGGGCUUAUGACGAGCCCCAGAAAAUCUCGAUCAUUAGUCGGAAUGCACACGAUGAAGUCUUCGACUAGAGCUGCAGCAGGUUUCGGGCAGACUUCGCAGUCAUCUAACAACGGCCGCGGGGAUGGAAUACCACUGCCGAGCUCUUCGCCACAGGCUGAUGCCCACGUGAUCGAGAUUCUGGAUGAGACAGCGUCGGAAGAAGAUGAUCUGGAUGCAGAUGUUCAAUUGCUCGCAACGCCCACCGCGAGGCGCAAGGCUGGAAAUGCUGUUGAGUCCUCGAGAGCCUCAAGUAUCCCAGAUGAUUGCAACAUCAAGAAUGAAAGGCCAGCGCCGAUUGCAUUCGACACAUCGGGCUCAAGGCGUGCCAUGGGAUCAGGGAAGCAGACAAAGUCAAGAGUUCAAAUGUUAUUUGAUGAGCUUGAUGAGCUGCCAGAGCCAUCUGAAUCGAGUCAAUCUAUCUCUGACAAGGAUACACACUCAACAUCGGUCAAUUUGUCCACCAAAGCUUCUUCCAGCGAUAACAACCUGGCAUCCUCCAAAUCGCGCUUCAAAAACGUGCCAACUUUUAUAGUGUGA
Penicillium chermesinum is the source of this 1185-nucleotide messenger RNA. RefSeq lists its product as uncharacterized. The transcript has 2 exons. Lineage: Eukaryota; Fungi; Ascomycota; Eurotiomycetes; Eurotiales; Aspergillaceae. The record is from RefSeq and is a predicted model, not a curated record. Bases 1 to 1185 code for a protein of 394 amino acids.